CAUUCCACAACACCCAUACAAAGCGUCUGCUCCCAGCCAGAGGGAUGGGCCGGUGGUGGAAUGUAGCUUCAUUCCAAGCCCUGCGAGUCAGAGGGGAAGCACAGCUGCUGCAGGUAUAUCAUACCUGACUGAGUCACUGAGAGUCCGCCCACUCCACACCUACACUGCGAUACCCGAGUGCAGCUCUCCGGACACACACUGCAGGAUGUCAGCACCCCGGACAGAAGAUGCCUGAGACACAGGAGCUACAGAUACUGGCAGCCAGUGGUGAGCAGACACUGCAGAAUGGAUCAGUAGAGGAGAUCAAGGUACUUAUCGACAAACAUGAUCCCUCCCAGCAACCUUCAGGCUUCAAUCAGCAAAGUCCAUCAGACUCAGGAGAGACGCAUUGUCGACAUUUUUCCUCCUGCAGCCUCCGCAGACUGGCUAUAAUGAGUAUUGUGUGUGGAGUCUCCUGUAUCGGCAUUAAAGCAUUAAUCCUUGCUCUGCGGGCAGAGCAAGAAAAAGACCAACCGAAGCAUGAGCUACUCUCUCGACGAUCUCGGAAGUUCUCAGUGCUGAGUAUAGCUGUGUUUCUUGGUGCUUUAGUGUGUCUACCCUUCCUGGUGGUCUUCAUAUCGUACAUCAUGACUCUUAUUGAGUAACAUCUGUAAUUCUAAGCUGUAACAAUUAAUCUACGAGAGGUUACAGCAACAAAGGAGCCAUGCACCACUUGGGUGGGAUUUCUGGCUCAUGGACUCUAUAAUUUGUGGAUCUACAGAACUGAUCGUUGGAGCCAAUUGUAAUGUCCUCACUGCGAGAAUCUGGGCUCCACAUUCACUUCAGAACUUUUUAUUUGAUAUGAAGGACUGCGGUAGGGAAAUGUAUAUAUUACUAAUUGUAUCUAUUGUUUGUUUCUAAUAUGUACUGUAUAUAUUUUCUAUAUAGGUCCUAAGAACCUACGUCUUGUUCAAA
This is a messenger RNA of Pseudophryne corroboree (corroboree frog), 954 nucleotides long. It is a transcript of the gene TMEM265, whose product is annotated as transmembrane protein 265. The record is from RefSeq and is a predicted model, not a curated record. The transcript has 3 exons. Bases 228 to 644 code for a protein of 138 amino acids. NCBI's taxonomy places the organism in Eukaryota, Metazoa, Chordata, Amphibia, Anura, Myobatrachidae.